Molecule: messenger RNA, 1891 nt
Organism: Juglans regia (Persian walnut)
Lineage: Eukaryota; Viridiplantae; Streptophyta; Magnoliopsida; Fagales; Juglandaceae
Product: cyclic nucleotide-gated ion channel 1-like
Exons: 6
Coding region: 113-1756 (547 amino acids)
Source: RefSeq, a predicted model, not a curated record
UCUGCUUGUGGAUAUCAUUUUGCAAUGUCUUCGUCAUUUUGCAAAAUCGGAACAGGAUUUUGCUUGUGGAGGAAUACUGGAAUCCAGUCAAAAUGUAUCGGAGCGGGCCGAAAUGACCGGAACGGUAAAUCCACCUAAACUAUUAACAGUAUUACUUUUCCUGUGCCGAUCAAUGUUCCGGUACCUCAAAUUUCGAUCGGAAUUGUGGUCAUUGGUGAUUGACGUCCUGGCAAUUCUUCCAGUCCCACAGGUGCUACUUCCAAUUAUCUUUUCAAAACUGAGAGGUUCCGAAUCUUUGAACAAAAGGAAAGUCUUGACAGCUGUUGUUCUAUUCCAAUAUCUGCCAAGAGCUAUUCGUAUCUACCUGUCAUCAGUCUCAUGGAGAAAUGCAUUCACCCACGACGGCGGAUCGAGAGACAAACUAUCUAAAAGCGCCAUAGCAGUGAAAGCUGGAUUCAACUUGUUUAUGUUCAUUGUUGCCAGUCAUAUACUGGGUGCCAUUUGGUACUUUUUCUCCGUCGAGCGAGAGACAGCUUGCUGGCACCUCGCCUGUGAAAAUCAUAUUGAAUGCAAUCGAAGUUCUUUUUACUGUAACCACGGAAGUUUUGGCAAUUACACAUUUUUAAACGAUCAUUGUCCUAUACAAACCCCAAAUACAACGGUCUUUGAUUUUGGAAUAUUCCAAGGAGCGCUUCAAUCUGGUACAGUGGCGUCCACGGAUUUUCCACGAAAGAUCUUGUACUGCUUCUGGUGGGGCCUCCGAAAUUUGAGUUCUUUUGGUUCAAACCUUCAAACAAGUACGCAUUUCUGGGAGAACUGCUUCUCAGUUUUAACUGCCAUCUCUGGCUUGCUACUGUUUACGUACUUCCUUGGACGUUUGCAGAUGUAUAUGCACUUGGAGGCAUCUAGAAAGUGGGAUGAAGCUCACCAAAGGCAGAAGAAAGCAAAGCAACUUGAGAAACUUAAGAAGAGGUGGGAAUAUAAGAUCAUGAAAGCCCGAAAAUUAAGGAAAAUACGUGAGUGGAUAGACAGACAACCGCAGCUUAGAGAAAUUAAAGGGACGAUCAUAAACCAAGUAGACCGAAUGUUUACAGAGAAAGAAAACUUUAUCAUGUCCAGGGCAGAAGAAAAUCUUUUCGACGCAAAAUACAUGAUAUCUCCUAGUAAAUAUGAAGAUGUUGUUGAUGCAGAGAAUCCGUUUCCUCGUUUUCCCCUGUUCACUAGAAGAAAAAUUCUGCGCCAUAUCUGCCUACCGCUACUACAGAAAGUGCCCAAGUUUCGAGAAGCAAGUCACAGGCAAUUGCAACUCAUCUGCGAAUAUAUCAAGCUAGUGUACUACAGUCAAGAUACCUACAUUAUUCGGGAGGGAGAACCACUUGAUCGAAUGCUCUUCAUCACAAAUGGCAUUCUUUGGAAAUUUGCAACCACAAAUAAUAAUGUUGUGGGAAGUACUGUCUCCUCAAGCCGCGGGGAGUGUAUUGAAGAAGGUUGUUACUGUGGAGAAGAAAUUCUAAACUGGGGGUUCCAUGGCUUCUCCCAACAGGUCGUGCCCAACCUAUCCGACCUCCCAAUCUCUGACAAAACCCUCAAAACCCAUACAAAAGUUGAAGCCUUUGCUCUAAUGGCGAACGACUUGAAGGCUUUAGCCUCCAGGUUUGCCGGCCCAACACCUACAGAAGCAGUCCUUAUGAUACAAGAAGCUUGGCGCCGCAACAAAAAAGUACGCAAUUGGCGAUCGAGAGCUAGCAAUACCUAGCUGGCAUGCACUCGAUCGUUGUGGUUUAGGAUUAGUACUCCUUUUAUCCAGCAGCUGCUUGCCUGCUUGUUGAAAUGCAAUAGUUUGUUUUUAAGGGCGUGUAUCAAUAAGUUGUAUGCGUACGAAAAUCAACCA